UUAAACCGGGGUCCCAAAAUUGGUUAUUUGUAAGCCAAGGCGCGAAGAUUUGGCUUUUGAUUAUCCUUGAAAUGCUGAUUACAUUUUCAAACACGUGGCGGCCUCCACUCUCACUCCUCGCUCGGCUCCGCUCCCACUUCACUUUCUCCACUAAGUGCUACAUCGAUGAAGAGUGUAAUGACUUUUUGCCGUGGUUGGAACACAAGGCAGGGGUGGAGAUAUCUUCUUUGCUUUCAAUUGGAAAGUCUGCUUAUGGAAGGUCGCUCAUUGCUCGUCACCCUAUAAAACCAGGCGAUUUCUUGUUGAAGGUUCCAUACAAUGUGCAAUUGGCCCCUGAUAAUCUUCCUAGAGGAAUCGAUCCAUUAUUAGGAGAUAAUGUGGGCAAUGUUGCUAAAGUUGCCUUGUUGAUUCUAUAUGAGCAGAAGUUGGGCAAGAAAUCGAAAUGGGCCCCUUACAUUACUUGUCUUCCCCGGCCUGAAGAUAUGCACAGCACGAUAUUCUGGGAUGAGAACGAGUUAGAGAUGAUUCAACAAAGUUCUUUACAUCAGAAAACAAUUAUGCAUAAGCUGUUUGUCGAACAAGAAUUUUUAACAAUUAAAGAGGUUAGAAAGGGCUCUAUAUCUUUUGUCGGUUUGUUACUUCACUUGCUGUUGAAAUUCAUUGCAGUUUUACUUUUCUGUGAUAACAUUAUUGGUAAAGGACAUGUAUUUGAUCGUCUGUAUAUCCUUGAUGAAUAUGAGCCUCGAGUUGCUACCUACCCAGGUGUUGUGUCUCUAUUUGAAGCACAUUGUCGAUUUGGGCAUCCUUCUUUACCUAUGUUGAAGAAGCUUUGUCCUCAGUUUCAAAGUAUUUCUUCCUUGGACUAUGAGUCAUGUCAAUUUGCAAAACAUCAUCGCAGCACGUUAGAUCUAAGGGUUAAUAAACGGGUUGAGUCAGCUUUUGAGCUAAUUCAUUCUGAUGUUUGGGGACCAUGUCCUAUCGUUUCCAAAAUGGGACAUAAUCAAAACUCAAUUCAAUGCUACGAUCCGUACAAAACUCAAUUCAAUGCUACGAUCCGUACUUUGAGGAGUGAUAAUGCUAAAGAAUACAUGUCAGAGUCGUUUCAUUCCUACAUGAGACGACACGGUAUUCUUCAUCAGUCAUCAUGUGUUGAUACACCUUCUCAAAAUGGAGUUGCUGAGAGAAAGAAUAGGCAUUUACUUGAGACAACUCAGGCACUUUUGUUUCAAAUGAAGGUUCCUAAACAGUUUUGGGCCGAUGUAGUUUCUACGGCUUGUUUUCUGAUUAAUCACAUGCCAUCGACUGUGCUUGUUGGUAAUAUGCCCUAUAGUGUUCUUUUUCCAAACAAGUCUCUAUUUCCAGUGGAACCAAAGGUAUUUGGGAGCACGUGUUAUGUUCGAGAUGUUCGACCAUCUGUAACCAAGUUGGACCCUAAGGCAUUAAAGUGUGUUUUCUUGGGUUAUUCUCGUCUUCAGAAGGGGUAUCGAUGUUAUUCUACUAAACUUGGCAAAUAUUUGGUGUUAAAUGAUGUGGUAUUUUCAGAGAAUACACCAUUCUUCUAUAGACCUCCUAAUUCUACAAGUCAGGGGGAGGAAGAUGAGUGGUUAGUUUAUCAAAUUCCUUUUGCAGAUUUUGCAAAUCAUAGUGACCUCUCUGACAUAACUGUUUUGGGUAAUGAAGAGAAGCAACUUUCAGAGGUUAUUGCUAAUUGUAGUUACGCUCCCGGUGAUCAGGUGCUCAUAAGAUAUGGAAAGUUUUCAAAUGCAAGACUCCUUUUGGACUUUGGAUUUACUCUUCCUUGUAAUAUGUAUGACCAGGUUCAAGUUGAGCUGACGAUACCUCAUGAAGAUAAACUACGUCAGUUGAAGUUGGAGCUUUUGAGCAGACAUCAGACACCAAUUCUUAAAGAUGUCAAUGGAUUCAGUUCCUCUGAGAAUUCGUUUGCACUCAAGGAAGUUAGGUCUGCUGACGCUCAAGGUAGGGGAAUUCCACAGUCAAUUCGUGCAUUCGCUCGUGUUCUGUGCUCCAAUUCUCAACAAGAGAUAAAUUAUUUGGCUGUGGAAGCUGCCGGAAAUGAUGGUCGGCUGGCUCGGCGUCCACUAAAGGACAAGAGCAGAGAGAUUCAAGCACAUCAGUUUUUGCUCUCAAAAAUCACUGAGCUUAUAGAAGAGUAUAAUGCAUCUAUUAAGUCAUUGGAGCUGCGUACUCUGUGCAUGGUUGGGAAACUUGAUUCACGGAGGCAAAUUGCUCAAUACCUUCUUACUGGUGAGCUUUGUGUACUGAAAUCUGCUGCACUAUGGCUGGAAAAUUAUUGUGCAACUUUAUUCAGAGUUUAGAGAACAUUCUUAUGCUCGUUUGAGAAGCAAAAAGCUAAUCGCUUGUGGAGUCAGGUGCAUUCAUGCUUGCAAACUUUAGUUAUCUUAGUUUGAAUUGGUAGUCUUUAUCAUGGUGUGGAUCCUAUUAAAUAUAAGAAUUUCAUCUGUUUGCUUUCCUACGGAUGGAAAACGAUGAUCUUGAUUUGGCAUUAGGACAUAAAUCAUCUGUAUCCUGUCACUGUGUUGCUUCCUGUGGGGGAAGUCUGGUUAUCUCAAGUCUAAAGUUAUUGAGCUUGCCUGUCAUCUUUUAGUUGACGAGGCCUUGCAUAGCCCCCAAAAAAGUUCUCAGGGCUCUGUACAUUGAUGAGUAGAUGAGUACUGCAGAUGGUUUCCCAAGAAAGUAUAAUAAACACUUGCUUUUAACAGUCUGAAACAAUUGAAUAAUUGAUAUGAUUGGCGUGUAAAUAUUCUGAAAAGAGAGCUGCUUUGAUUCAUUCAUUCA
Messenger RNA from Lycium ferocissimum, 2817 nucleotides. RefSeq lists its product as uncharacterized. The transcript has 15 exons. The record is from RefSeq and is a predicted model, not a curated record. Gene Ontology annotation, biological process: peptidyl-lysine monomethylation; DNA integration. Lineage: Eukaryota; Viridiplantae; Streptophyta; Magnoliopsida; Solanales; Solanaceae. Gene Ontology annotation, molecular function: nucleic acid binding; protein-lysine N-methyltransferase activity. Bases 72 to 2336 code for a protein of 754 amino acids.